Molecule: messenger RNA, 1119 nt
Organism: Mucor mucedo
Lineage: Eukaryota; Fungi; Mucoromycota; Mucoromycetes; Mucorales; Mucoraceae
Exons: 2
Coding region: 50-1093 (347 amino acids)
Molecular function (GO): protein binding
Source: RefSeq, a predicted model, not a curated record
GAUAGCUUCUUUCUCUUCCCCUCUCCUUUUUUAAUAAAAAGAAAAAGAAAUGACAAGCCGUCUUUUUCCAGAAGAGAUUAUGAUUAUGAUAUUUAAAUAUUUCUUAACUCAAGAUAAUUUCUUCCACUACCGCUUGGUGUGUUCAUUGUGGAAUUCAAGAAUAUCUUCUAUAUAUUUGAAGGAUGGAUUGCAUAUACGACUUUAUGAAUCUGAAAUGCCUAAACUUGUCUCUGAUACAUCGAACUCUGAUAGAUUAGCAGAAACAAUCUACCGUAUCGAAUUGCUUGAGGAUGCCAAAAUUAUCGAUAAAGAUUACAUAAGAGGACCAAAUCAUCUUGAAUAUUUUGUAAAGGUUGUCACUGCAUGCCCUAACCUAGUCAAAUUAACAUUAUCUAUGAAUCAUUCAGCGAGAGAAUAUUUGGAGUUGUUAGUCAGAGAACAAAUAAAUUUACCAAACAUCAGCGAAAUUUGCUUUAGAUCAAUGUUUGGAUUUUUCAACCUAGAUGAUAGAACCUUACUUGUAAGGCUUAACCUUAUCUACUGCAAUCAAAUUACAACCUUGAUCUUCUACCAGGAAGGUGUAGAUAUGGAAGAGUUUGGAGGAUCUUAUAAGUUCAUUUCAAAUUUUCGAAAUCUGAAGGUGUUGGAAGUGCGUUCUUGGGAUAGAAAUCAAAAAAUUGACAUAGCUCGUCUUAUGAAAGCAUGUACGCCAAAUUUAGAGGUCUUGCGAAUCCUUGCAUUUCGAUCAGUUAUGAAUGUGGAUAGUACAUCUGAUAGUGCAAUAAAUAUUAAACAGUUUAAAAGUUUAAAAAAUAUAUUUUUUUACAUAUUAAGCAUUAGCAGAAAUGCGUUGGAGUUUAUCAUGGUCAAUUUCAAAAGUCUGGAUUUUCUUCGCAUUACUACUCCUCCGCCUAGUAUAAGAGACAAUUCUAACUCCUUGUACAAGAAAGGAGAAGCUGAACCUUUCUUUCAAGAACUAAUUUUAUAUUGUAAAGAUAUAACAAACAGUGGUAUUUCAAUGAUGUAUGAAGAAAAUCAAGAACGUAAAACAUUUAUAAUUCCUUCUAAAAGGAUUGCAAAACAAAGAGUUUAAGUAAAUCAAAAAUCAAUAAACUGAAC